CAGCCGGUCACCGGAAGAUCCCCGAGCUCUAGUAGGAGGCUCCUCUACCUAGGGGGGGCCGUCGGCCUCUCUGACAGUGGGUGUGUCCCGGCCUGGAGUGGGCGGGAUCCCCGGCUGUCAGUGCCGCUGUGUUCCCGGGGAUGGCUGUGUGUGCCCGGUUGUGCGGGGUCGUACACUCAGGGGGAUGCCAGCAGAGACAGCAGCCAGACGAAGGCAGAGAAUCGGUGCUAGAGGAGAGCGGCAAGGCCGAGGUGCAGCGGAUAGCAGUGCAGCCGGCGCCCCGGGGACCCCGCACUCUCCUGCAGCUGCCGCCUGAAAUUCUGGUGGAAAUCUUCUCCUGCCUACCCGGCACCGAGCUGCCCCCGCUGGCCUUGGUGUGCCGGAAGUUCCGCCAGAUCCUCACUACAGAUACUAUCUGGAGGCGACGAUGCAAACAGGAAUAUGGAGUUCAUGAAAACUUGAGAAAGCUGGAAGUCACGGGCGUGUCCUGCCAAGAGGUUUAUGUCAAACGUAUUAAUCCGAGAGUGAAAUCUGGGCGUUUUAUGAAAAUCCUCCCCGACUAUGAGCACAUGAACUAUCGAGAUGUGUAUACCUGCUUACUUCACCAAUAUCGGGAUAUACUUGGCCUAUGGCAGCCCGAUCUUGGCCCAUAUGGAGGACUACUUAACGUUGUGGUAGAUGGUUUCUUCAUCAUUGGCUGGAUGUAUCUACCUCCCCAUGAUCCACAUGUCGACGAACCAAUGAGACUGAAGCCUGUGUUCCGGAUCCACCUAAUGGAGAAGAAGUCUGCCACAGUAGAAUGCAUGUAUGGACCUAAAGGACCCCACAGCGGUCAGAUCAAGCUGGUGAAGAAGGGCGAGUUCUGUACCAAAUGCCUGCAGACAGAUUACCACCGAAUGUCCGGAGGGCGGCAAGAGGAAUUCCGGACAUGGUUACGAGAUGACCUGGGAAGGACAUUGGACGACAUCUUCCAUGAACACAUGCAGGAGUUAAUUCUUAUGAAGUUCAUUUAUAUUUGCCAAUAUGACAACUGCCUAACCUAUCGGCGAAUAUACCAUCCUCCGAGUCGGCCAGAUGAUUUAGUUAAGCCUGGAUUUUUUAAGGGCACCUACGGAAGCCACGGCCUUGAGAUUGUCAUGUUAAGUUUUCAUGGGACGGUUGCCAAGGCCACGAAAAUAACAGGGGACCCCAAUGUCCCAGCUGGACAACCAACCCUUGAAGUCGACCUCACCCGUCCGAUGCGGCUCCCAGACCUAGAACAUUUGAAAAAUAUUGAUGAACUGUCUCGGCUCAUCAUGGACAUCCAUGAGCAAAUAAACAGGGAGCAGCGAUUGACAGGAAGGGAAGAGGAGGCAGCAGGCGUCCGGGUAGAAGAGACAGUGCAAGCACCAUCACCUCCCGUAAAACCGAUGGACAGAAAAAUGGACGUGCAAGGCGAGCUGCAACCCCCUGAUCCCCAAGCAUUUGCUCUUCCAGAGGAAGUGAUGGCAAGGAAUGAAGACUACCCUCGAAGCUGCAAGAUGUGCUUCUUUGGGACUGGCUUGAUAGCCGGACAUGGGUUCAGCAGUCCAGAGAGAACCCCUGGCCUCUUUAUCCUCUUUGAUGAUGAUCGCUUUGGAUUUAUUUGGCUGGAGCUGAAGUCGUUCAGUUUGUACAGUCGCAUGAGGGACAAAUUUCAGAACUCGCAGCCGCCAUCACUAGAAGCCUUUGACGAAAUGCUGAAAGCUAUGCAACUAUGGACAACCUAGAAGGGCCACGUCUGCGAUGCCAGAUCAUCUCAACCGCGGCUUCACAGAGAGAAGGCCCCGUCAGUGCAUGUACUCUGUUAACCCUGUGUGUGCCGGGGGCUCCGCAACACACUGCAACGUUACAAUAAGACAUCUAUGGAUUUUGAAGUGAUGCUUUUAAGGAGAAAAUUUUGAAGCAAACCUUGUGUAAUUUAUAUAAUCAGCCUAACCUAUGUAAUAAUAUAUACAUAUAUAGAAAUUGAGGGGAUGUCUUACUUAUCUGAUAAUUAUCAGGGCCGAGUAACCAGGUCAUAUUUUUCUACAUCUGUCUAUAGCAGGAAAAAUGUGUGUCAGCUUCCAAAACCUGGAGGAAAUAGAUUGCAAUGAAGUUUAUCAUCCAAUGGUAGAAGACUGGACUGCAGAGCAUAUAUUCUUGUGGCUAUGGUGGGCUGACAAAGUCCUGUAUGCCCUGUCUUAAAGGGGUACUCCGCUGCCCCAGCGUUCGGAAACAUUUUGUUCCGAAUGCGUGGAACGGGCGGUGGCGGGUCUUGAUGUCACGGCUACGCCCCUCAGGACGUCACACCACACCGCUCAAUGCAAGUCUAGGGAAGGGGGCGUGGCAGCUGCCACGCCCCCUCCCAUAGACUUGCAUUGAGGGGGUGUGGUGUGACGUCACGGGGGGGGCAUGGCCGUGACAUCAAGACCCCAGUUGCCCGCACCCAGCGUUCUAAACGUACGCCGAGUGUUGCACAGAGAUCGCGGGGGUCCCAGUGGCGGGACCUCCAUGAUCAGACAUCUUAUCCCCUAUCCUUUAGAUAGGGGAUAACAUGUCAAAAUGCCAGAAUAAAUUGCCAAAUCGCUUAUUCUGAGUAUAUUUCUUGGUAGAGCAUUUACUGCCGAUUAGUCCCAAUAAAAGGCAUCAGUGCGAGCUAGUAAAAUAAAUGACAAAAAUCUGACGCUACUCUUGGAAUUUCUAUCACGUAUCACAUGGCUUGUUUCCCCCCCCGCCACUCAGAAAAAAUACAUAAUGUAAAUGUAGUCUAAGGGUUGCUGCUUGCAAUACCACUUAUUUACCGCAAGAUGUCGCUGCAGUUCUAACACACAAUCUGUAGCUACCUGUGAUUCAGUCUGAUUUCCGGCACUGUGCAAAUGAAGGCAGUAAAAAGAUGGAGCCGGAAUAGGAGUUGUCCAGGAUUAGAGAAAUGCUGAUUUAUUUUACAUUUUCUACAAAAAUAGCAUCACUACUGUCCACAGGUUGGGAGUGGUAUUGCAGCUCACCAUCAUUAAAGUGAAUGGGACUGAACUGCAGGACUACACCCAACCUGUGGAUAAGAGUAACGCUGUUUUUACAAAAAAAUAAAUAAAUAAAAAGCAGCAUUUUUCUAAUCCUGGACAAUCCUUUAAAUGUGUUUGUAUAAAAUUCUGUAGCUGCCUUUGUUCAGGUUUUAGAAGUGUUGCGCUGCCAUCCAUAUGUAUUGAGCAUGUUAUGCUGCAGCCAGUCACUACCCCUAGCAGUCAUGUGCAAAAAGAGACAGCUGAGGGCUUUGGCUGCAACAUUAUGUGCUCAACGUAUGGGGACAUUAUUGCAGCACUUCCAGCUGGGAAAACUGGAAUGAUGGUAGUGCUGGAGCAGCGGUAUGCUAAGGGAUGACUACAGUUUGCCAGUGUUUCCCAACCAGGAUGCCUCCAGGUGUUUCAAAACUACAACUCCCAGCAUGCCUGGACAGCCUUCGGCUGUCCAGGCAUGCUGUGAGUUGUAGUUUUGCAACAUCUGGAGGCACCCUGGUUGGGAAACACUGCUGUAUAUAUAAGAAAUAAAAAGACCCCAUUAAACUGCUGUUAAAUAUCAGGAUUUCGAGAUGCAAAAAUUUUCCCUAUUUAUGUAUAUAACCUUGACCAUAAGAGCUUGCAAUCCAGUGAAUGUUGAACAGGCUAGUUGUGAUUUUGCCUGGUCUUCUUAUAGGGCUGAUGCUACCAUGUAACAUGUGUGACUGUCUUCUUAGUUUUAAAGGGCACUUGUCACCAACAUUUGACUUCCUAAAUAUAUAUUAUAUAUACACACA
Hyla sarda is the source of this 3790-nucleotide messenger RNA. It is a transcript of the gene FBXO31, whose product is annotated as F-box protein 31. Gene Ontology annotation, molecular function: protein binding. The transcript is spliced from 10 exons. Lineage: Eukaryota; Metazoa; Chordata; Amphibia; Anura; Hylidae. The coding region runs from base 141 to 1748 and encodes 535 amino acids. The record is from RefSeq and is a predicted model, not a curated record.